AUAAUCUUUAAUGUUAUUAUUGCUCUCACUCAGACUCACUACUUAAAAAUUACAGUACUUAUGUUAGUCUUAGUCCAUAACUUUUCUAUUCAACUCUCUCUCUCUCUCUCUCUUCUCAGGGCUUCAUUUCUCUCUCUACAUCUAAUUCCCCCCUGAAAAAUCCAAUUUUUACAUUAGGGUUUUGAUAUCCCAGCUACAAACCACGCACUGCUUGGCCUGAUCGCCGAUUAGCGAUUGCUGGCGGCCUCUAUUUGUAGGGGUUUCACGCCGAUUCCGAGCCUAGAAAGAAGCAGUGAUAAGCUCAUUGUGCACCGUAAUUAUUGAAGAAAAGUGAUAUGCUGAGAUAUGGCACUUAAAGUUCCUGCUCAUAAAGCUGCUGAGAUUGCAAUUGGGUCCAUCGGUCGUGGUUAUGAUAUAUCUCUUGAUAUAAGGCUUAAGUAUUGUAAAGGAGAUUCCUUAAAUUCGCGUUUAAUUGAGAUAGAUGACAAUGAUGUAAGAGAGGUGGUACUUCCUGGAGGAGUUUCAAUACCAAAUGUUUCCAAAUCAAUAAAAUGUGAUAAAGGGGAACGCACUAGGUUUAGGUCUGAUGUCCUGUCUUUUCAACAGAUGUCAGAGCAAUUCAAUCAGGAACUAUCUUUGACCGGUAAAAUUCCCUCAGGGCUUUUCAAUACAAUGUUUGAAUUUUCUGGGAGUUGGCAGAGAGAUGCAGCCCAUACGAAGUCCCUUGCUUUUGAUGGGGUGUUAAUUACACUUUAUACUGUUGCAUUAGAGAAAUCUCAGAUGGUCCUCUGUGACCAUGUUAAAAAUGCUGUACCAUCAUCAUGGGAUCCACCUGCAUUAGCAAGGUUUAUUGAUACCUUUGGUACCCAUAUAAUUGUUGGUAUGAAAAUGGGAGGAAAAGAUGUAAUAUAUUUGAAGCAGCAGCACUCAUCAACCCUCCAACCUGCUGAUGUUCAGAAAAAGUUGAAAGAGAUGGCAGAUAGGAGGUUUCUAGAUGCCAAUGGCCACUAUAACAUUGCUUCUGAUCAAGUUUUCCCAAAUGACAAGUUUGGAGCCAGGGAGCAGAGGCUAACAUUUGCUAAUAUUAGUCCAUCAAGUUCUUAUUCACAUAAGGAGGAUAUUGUAAGCAUUUGCAAGAGGAGGGGUGGGAGUGAUAACAAAAAUAUAUCCCAUAAUGAGUGGUUGCAAACUGUUCAGUUUGAGCCUGAUGUGAUCUCAAUGUCAUUCAUUCCAAUUACAUCUCUAUUGAAUGGAGUGCCAGGGAGUGGAUUCUUGAGCCAUGCCAUAAACCUUUAUUUACGAUAUAAACCACCAAUUGAAGAGCUCCACCAGUUCUUGGAAUUCCAGCUGCCAAGGCAGUGGGCACCUGUAUUCAGUGAACUUCCUCUUGGUCCACAACGGAAGCAACGGAGUUCUGCAUCUUUACAGUUUAGCUUCAUGGGCCCAAAGCUUUAUGUUAACACCACUCAGGUUGAUGUUGGUAAGAGGCCAGUGACUGGUCUCCGUCUUUAUCUAGAAGGUAAGAAAAGCAACCGGUUAGCCAUCCAUUUGCAACACCUUUCAUCACUUCCAAAAAUCUUCCAGCUUGAAGAUGAGCCAAAUGAAAACUUUCAGCGGAAAUCUUAUGAUAGGAGAUUCUAUGAGAAGGUUCAAUGGAAGAAUUUCUCUCAUGUGUGCACUGCUCCUGUGGAAUCUGAGGAGGAUCUUUCAAUAGUAACUGGAGCACAAUUGCAAGUUGAGAAUUAUGGCAUAAAAAAUAUACUCUUCUUAAGGCUUCGAUUCUCCAGUGUGUUGGGAGCUAAAGCAGUGAAGCAUCCUGAGUGGGAGGGAUCGCCGAAGCUGGGAGCCAAGUCAGGACUCAUAUCCACUUUAAUUAGCCAACACUUCACAGCAACAUUUCAGAAGCCGCCGCCACGUCCAGCAGAUGUCAAUAUAAAUUCUGCUGUCUAUCCGGGUGGCCCUCCAGUUCCUGUCCAAGCUCCCAAGCUUCUCAAGUUUGUUGACACAACUGAGAUGACCAGAGGACCACAAGAGUCUCCUGGCUAUUGGGUUGUCUCUGGAGCAAAGCUUGUUGUUGAUAAGGGCAGAAUUUCUCUCCGAGUUAAGUAUUCUUUGUUGACCAUGGUAUUACCAGAUGAAGAGAUGUUGGAUGAUCAGUAGCUGAUUCCUUCUUUUUUAGGCCUCGCCUUCAGCAAACUGUUCUGCUGCAAGUGUUUAUUUUUAAGGUGGGGAAAUAAGAAAGUAGUGUAUUUACAUCAAGAAUAUUGUUUUCGGUGUCGCUAAUCAGGGAGGCCUUCUUACAUUAUUCACGAAGAGAUAGAGAGAUGGGCAUGUGUAGGUUACUCAAAGAGUGCAGUGGCUUUUCCUUCCUAUCGGAGUUUUACUUUUAAUGUAAUACUUUUACCGUCUAACACCAUGACUUGUUGAAAAUUACUACUACAAAUCAUUUCCACUGGAUUAUGGCGAAUCACUUAUCGUGUUUGCAUAGGAUCACCGUAGAUUUGGCUUUUAACUGAGCCAAAUGAAGUUGUAUGAUAUAUGUAGCCGAUGUCGUUAAGUGGGGGUAAGGUGGUGGUUGUUGUUUGGAGAGUGUUCUGGCCACAACGCCAAGAUAUCGUCACAGGAAUGCUCAAUAGUUUUCGUCUUUCUAUUCUCUUUUAGAUGUGUUUUUGCUUCUACUAUUCAUUUCUUCUUCUUGGAGGCGUCUCCCACUUUUUAACCUGGCAGUAGGGUUUUGUGUUACUGAUCUUUCAGCCUAUCUCCUCAUCAUGAUCUUAACAUUUUUUUUUGUUAUGUCCACGAUUCUUGGAUUUCGCGUUGGAUAUAUUUAUCUUAUCAAGUAGUGGUUUGUAUUCUUUAUCAAACAUAUUAAGUAAGUCAUCAUACAUGGCAUAAAACAUUGAUCGGUUACCCUCUUAUGAACAGUUUGGUUGUCAUUUAAAAAUAUAACAUGAUCGAUCAGUUUGGAACU
Molecule: messenger RNA, 2971 nt
Organism: Cajanus cajan (pigeon pea)
Lineage: Eukaryota; Viridiplantae; Streptophyta; Magnoliopsida; Fabales; Fabaceae
Product: MAC/Perforin domain-containing protein
Biological process (GO): regulation of salicylic acid mediated signaling pathway; plant-type hypersensitive response
Cellular component (GO): plasma membrane
Source: RefSeq, a predicted model, not a curated record